This is a messenger RNA of Vigna unguiculata (cowpea), 1895 nucleotides long. Its product is annotated as protein IQ-DOMAIN 19-like. Gene Ontology annotation, molecular function: protein binding. Lineage: Eukaryota; Viridiplantae; Streptophyta; Magnoliopsida; Fabales; Fabaceae. The record is from RefSeq and is a predicted model, not a curated record.
UUUGAUUGGUGGCAAUGGAUCUGUAAGAGUAGUGUUAAGGAGGUGGGCAUUGGCCUAUGAUUGAAGCUGCUUCUGUGCUUCUCCUUAUGUAAGCAGAGGAGUUACCCAGUUACGUGGACAUGGAUCCAAAAAAUGCACUGAAAGAGAUAGUUGUAAUGGAAUAAGUUGAGGGGCCAGUGAAAAUGCUGAGCUAAAUUUAGCAUCAGAUGGGGACCAUGGUAUUGAAAGCAACAUGUCAAAAACAGAUGUGAAUAAAUCUUGCAUUUCAUUUUGUUACUUUCUUCAGAGUUUUUGAUGCUAUCCAUGUUUUGAAAGAGAUGGGGAGAACAGGCAAAUGGCUCAGAAACUUGUUGACAGGGAAGAGAGACAGAGAAAAAGAGAAGGAAAAAUGUGGUACCAACAACCUCUGUCUGUUAAAUGCCACAACACAGAAUCCAACAACUCCUGCUUCUUCAACAACAACAACAACAACAACAUCAUCAAACACUCCGAAGGAGAAAAGAAGGUGGAGUUUCAGGAGAUCAUCAGCUUCCAGGGAACUGAAUCUUGCAGAAUCUGGUGUCACUGCCUCAGUGACAGUGCAAACUACCACCACAGAUGCUGAGAAUGAUCGAAUGAAACAUGUUACUGUGGUGCCUGCUGAUGCUGCUAUCAUCUGCUUCACUCCUGAUUCCAAUAUAUCGUCAACAAGUAUUGAAGAGGCUGCAGCCAUUAAAAUUCAGUCAGUUUUUCGGUCCUACUUGGCAAGAAAGGCUCUGUGUGCUCUUAGAGGACUAGUGAAGUUGCAGGCACUAGUGAGGGGUCAUUUGGUGAGAAAACAGGCCAGGGAGACACUAAGAUGCAUGCAGGCUUUGGUCAUAGCACAAGCCAGGGCUCGUGCUCAGAGGGCAAGGAUCGUGUCAGAAGGAAAAACUGAUCAAAAUCUUUCACCCUACAGAAUAACCCCAGAGGACAACUUCUUCAUGAACAUGUAUAAUGAAAUGGAAAGUGGUUUGGAAUUGGAAGAGAAUGCCAAGAUUGUUGAGAUGGCUGUUUGUGAAUCCAAAGCUAACUCCAGAGGCAGAAACAGCUCUGCAAAUAGAGAACUUUCUGAUCACAGAUUUUCUGCAUAUUAUUCAUCAAACGGUUCAUACAAGGAGGAAAACUACAAUGCAUCAUCACCUGCACCAUCAACACUGACAGAAUUGAGUCCAAGAGCAUACAGUGGUCAUUUUGAGGAGUGUUCCUUCAGCACAGCACAAAGCAGUCCCUAUUACAACAACACAAAGCUACCCUUUACCUUCCCUAAACCACCCUACACAGAGGCCAUGUCCUAUGACCACCCUUUGUUUCCAAACUACAUGGCCAACACAGAAUCAUCAAGGGCCAAAGCCAGAUCACAGAGUGCACCAAAGGCAAGGCCAGAUUCUGUUGAGAGGCAACCAAGCAGAAGAAGGGCUUCAAUGGAAGGUAGAAAUGUGCCAAAGCCAGUUAGGAUGCAGAGGUCAUCUUCUCAUGUUGGUAUCACUGCUCAAAACUACCAAUAUCCUUGGUCAAUAAAGCUUGACAGGUCCAUAGUCAGUGAGUGUGGCUCUACAAGCACAGUGCUCACAAACUCUAAUUACUACUGCACAUGAUCCUGAUCAUCAUGGACUUUCCACUGCAACAAAGAGUACCCGUUUUGCAGCAAGUCUAAAAAUCCAGACUUUAGACUCUAGAACACAUACCAGACUCUGCAUUUACAAAUUGGGGGUCCUAGAUUGCAAGGGUUUUCCCUUUUUUUUUUUGAGUGAAGUUCAAAGUUUGAAGAGUGUCUUCUUGUAUUUACUGUGUUGUGGAUUACACUACGACUACGAGAACACAUUUUAACUGUUUGUGAACUGUGUAUAAAUUUUGCAAAGUCGGAUAUUUCCUAA